This is a messenger RNA of Penicillium antarcticum, 450 nucleotides long. RefSeq names its product putative phosphoglycerate mutase family protein. Lineage: Eukaryota; Fungi; Ascomycota; Eurotiomycetes; Eurotiales; Aspergillaceae. The transcript is spliced from 2 exons. Gene Ontology annotation, molecular function: catalytic activity. The record is from RefSeq and is a predicted model, not a curated record. The coding region runs from base 1 to 450 and encodes 149 amino acids.
AUGUUGCUGCACUGGGUUUUCACGGCUCUGUGCCUCGUUCCUGGGAUUGCGUCGGCUCAGAACCCGACUGUUUAUAUCAUUCGCCAUGGCGAGAAGCCCAAGAAUAAGGAUGAUCAUGGCCUCACCUUGGAUGGGAUCAAGCGGGCGCAAUGUCUACGCAGUGUGUUCGGCGAGGGAUCAGGAUAUAAUAUUGGGCAUAUUAUGGCGCCUCAUGUUAAAGACGAUGGCGCGCACCGCCGUGCGUUCCUGACUGUCCUUCCUCUCGCCACUGAUCUUGGUCUUACCGUUGAUACACACUGCAAGCGCACACGGGUAGAAUGUGUUGCAAAGACGGUUCGGUCCUAUGAUGGACCGGGCAAUAUUCUGAUUGCAUGGCGACACACAAAUAUGGGUGGGAUUGAGAAGGCGCUUGGUGCUUCUGAUCCUAUCGAGUAUCCGGAUGACCGGUGA